This is a messenger RNA of Volvox carteri f. nagariensis, 585 nucleotides long. RefSeq lists its product as uncharacterized. The record is from RefSeq and is a predicted model, not a curated record. NCBI's taxonomy places the organism in Eukaryota, Viridiplantae, Chlorophyta, Chlorophyceae, Chlamydomonadales, Volvocaceae. The transcript has 4 exons. Bases 1 to 585 code for a protein of 194 amino acids.
AUGAAACGCGAGGUCAUGUUCAUACUUAGCCUGUGCACUAGUGUAUGCCGGGCAUUCCACAAAGACAUGCAUUUCGUCUUCAACUGCCCCGCAGUCACAAAACCUGCAGGCUUUGUCACAAAGCCUGCAGAUCUAGCGACAUGUGCAGGGGCCUUGUUGGGCCCCCUGGGGGACGACGCCACCGCCGACCUCCAAGCCCUCGCCACGCAACUGGCGCAGGAGGCACCACAAUCACUGGCGGCCAGGACUACUAAGGAGUAUGCCGCCACGUGGCGCCAGUUUCACUGCUGUGCGGCAAUCAGCACCUACUUCCGCAUGGCAGGAAAAGCAACACCCACAGAUCACACUGCAUGUGGCAUCGUCCGGACCUUAGCGGAAAAGCGGCUCCAUGGUAAACCGCUCCAGCGCAAUGCCUUGGAGCCAGAAGACAUCACAGCGCUGGCCCGCUUAGUGGAAGGUCCUGAGAACGCCUGCUGGCACAAGGUGGCUACCGCAGAAGGCCAUCGACAGCAGAUGAAGAUGUGGGACCGCUCCUCAGACCAGUCCAAUGGAUGCAGCGUGGUGGAUACCUCUCGGGCCCACUGA